AUGGUGGUGCAAAUCACUAUAAAUGAGAAAAAAGCCCUAUAUAAAAUAUGGUACAAAUCCAAAAACCCAGAUGACAAGAUAAAUUACAAAAAAUCCAAGAGAACAACUAUAAAGGCGGUAGCUAGGGCCAAAGCUAUGGCAUACGAUGACAUGGAGUCACACUCUCUUAAACUCUACGAAAAAAUAAUAGAAAAAAAAGUUACGAGACAUAAUCCAAAUAGUAGAGACUCAGUUUGGCUUUAUGCCUGGAAGAUCAACAACUUAUGCAAGCAAAUGAGUGAAAAAUACAGGAAAAAGAACAAAUUUCUCGAUCUAGAAAGGGCCUUGGAUAGAAUCCAAAGAAGACUUAUCUGGCACAAAAAGGUUCCCGAAAAAUAUAUAAGGAUAAUACAUGAUAUGUAUAAGGGUCAUACAACCAUGGUCUGUAGCACAACUGGUACUUCAGCAGGCUUCACAAUAGCCGAGAGAAUUCAUCAAGGGUCGACUCUCAGUUCACAUCUCUUCAUAACACUAAUAGAUGUAUUAGAACAGUCUAUACCACAAACGGUCCCGUGGAAUAUGAUAUUUGCAGAUAUACUGUGA
Molecule: messenger RNA, 582 nt
Organism: Gordionus sp. m RMFG-2023
Lineage: Eukaryota; Metazoa; Nematomorpha; Gordioida; Chordodea; Parachordodidae
Exons: 2
Coding region: 1-582 (193 amino acids)
Source: RefSeq, a predicted model, not a curated record